AUGGAGGAAAUGGAAAUGGAGGAAAUGGAAUUGGAGGAAAUGGAAAUGGGGGAAGUGGAAAUCAGGGAGAUCCGUCUAGCGGAAACACCGCAAUUUAGGAUUCUAGCAGGUUCACCCGAAGAUGAUGUAUUUUUAGAUGUAGAUGGACUUGAUGGAAAUGGAGGAAGUGGAAAUGGAGGAAGUGGACAUGGGGGAAGUGGAAAACCGGUAGAUCUGUCUAGCGGAAACACCGUUGGAAAUGGCUCGAGUGGUAGGCAAUUUAGGAUUCUAGCAGGUUCACCCGACGAUGAGGAACUUUUAGACGUAGAUGGACUUGAUGGAAAUGGAGGAAGUGGACAUGGGGGAAGUGGAAAUCAGGGAGAUCCGUCUAGCGGAAACACCGGUGGAAAUGGCUCGAGUGGUAGGAAAUUUAGAAUUCUAGGAGGUUCACCCAACAAUGAUGAAGUUAUAACGGUAAUUAUAAUUGAUACAGAUGGAAAUGGAGGCGGAGGAAAUGGAAUUGAAGGAAAUGGAAGUGGUGGAAGCGGAAAUAAUGGAGACCAAUCUGGCGGAAAUACCGAUGGAACUGGCUCUAACAGUAGAAGUCUUAGGAUUAUGGCAGAGGAAGACUCAUCACCAGGUGAUACAAAUUAUGAGUCAGAUGGAGGAAGUGGCGGAGGAGGAAGCGGAAAUAAGGAAAAUACAGCACAAGGAAAAUGUGAUGGUGAGGGAUCGACGACUGAACAACCUAGUCCUUUAUCAGAAGUGAACCAACCAAAAGAGAUCAUCAAAGGAUCAGAUGAAUCAGGGGAAGGUGAGUUUGGUGCACCAGAGAGAGGUGACCAAAGGGGUGAACGAAAUGGAGAAAAUAAUACAGAUGAAAGAAAUGGUGUACUUUUAUCAAGUGCUAGUUUGUCCUCUACAGAUGGGGUGCAAAACAACGAAGUGGGAUAUAAGGAGAAAGAGAAAGAGAAGGGGCCGGAGAAAGAGAAAGAAAAGGAAAGACUGUCGACAUAUCUGACGGACCGCGUUGAAAUAUUGACUAGUGGAGACAGCACCAAAGAAGUGAAGGCAGCGUCGGAGACAGAACAGGGAGGACAGGACCGAAGUCCGAGUGGGAAGGUGGACAUGUUACCCCGAUUUGGAAAGUACGAAAUAGAUGAGGAGGAGGAGGAAAAAGAAGAAGAGGAGGAUGAAGAGGAGGAUGAAGAGGAAGAUGAGGAGGAAGAAGAGGAAGAAGAGGAGGAAAAAAUCAAGAAGAACGAAAUAUAUAAGAGUAAGUACUACUCCUAUGACAUAAACGAAGCGACUCAAUCGGUGAAUAAGGUUGCUGAUGUUAAUAUCGGUUCGGCUCCUGAUAGAAGGACGAGGAAGCUGAAGCGCCUUAUUAAGGGCAGUUCCGGUGAGUGGGGGGAUGCCCUGAAGUCGUCCAGUUUGGCUAACUACAGAAAUUAUGGGAAUUAUGCGGGUUUCUCCAGUCAGUUUGCUCUUCCCAAGUACGCUGCUUCUCCCAAGUAUGCUGCUUCUCCCAGCUAUGCUGCUUCUCCCAACUAUGCUGCUUCUCCCAAGUACGCUGCUUCUCCCAGCUAUGCCAACUACAAGCAGCUGUUCAGCGAAAGCGCGUACAUAUACAGGAAGGGCAACUACUACUUUAUCAAUCCGAGCCCGUUUAGUAUAGUCAAAAUGAAGCAGCAAGAAGGGUUGAGACCCCAUAAAGGCAGCCGCGAUUACGUGGACUGUUACGCCACCUGGCUUAGCAGCAAGCAUAACUCCACACAGGGAAGCGAAUAUGCCCAUAAACAUAUAAAGCAAAUAGAAGAACUAAUCCCCGGUUCUUUAACAGGUUUUAGAAACGACGAUGGGUAUGAGAGAUUACUUGUACCUUCAUUUGUCCCAGAAGACACAUUUUUGCAUUGCAUUUUUAGAAGUGAGUCAUAUCAUGGAAUGCUGGAUGCAGAGAGUCACAUUAGUCGAAAUGAAUCAUACCCCAUGAAAAUUUUUUUGAAAAAAAAUUUAAACAAAACAAAAGGAUGCUCUUUUCAAGUGAACGAAGGAAACAUACUUUACAAGGAGUAUGCAGAGAGAGAGUCAUUCCUCACGACGAAAAUAAUUUUGAAUGAAAAAAACAGGACCAACAAUGACUGUGUGAUACACGCGUUUAACGAAAUUGUAGGUUUUCAAUGUGGACCACCUUACAGAAUGAACAAAAAGGAAAAGAACACUAAGGACGAUUAUAACUUGAGUAGUGAAAAGAAAGAAAAUAAUUUGAUUAGUCAAGGUGUAUCCAAAGGAGAAUUUUUUAGAACUGAUCCUCCUUACUGCUUUGAGCAUGUGAAUGAAAAUCAAAACGUGGUGGAUCUUUUGCCCGACAGUUUCCCCUUCCCGAGUUCGAAUAUGUUGGCUGGACAGAUCCAAGCAAACCAUACGAGGUAUAUAAAAGUGGAUAAAUUCAGUGAGAGCAAAAGUAUUGCAUGCUACUGCAACUACUAUAAGGAGAACAACGUCAUGUACUCAGGAAAGAUAAUCAUAAGAGUGGAACGUAGCCACCAGGCGCAAUUGAGUAGCAAAGGUGGUCACCUGAGGCAGUCAGAUGAAAAGGUAAAUUUUGCAGAGGGGGUAGAUAAGAAGAACAGCGCUGCUAGGGAAGAUAUGCAUCUGCUCCCAGAAAAAAGUAGCUCACACAGGAGAAGAAACUACGACAGUGGUAAUGGAAGCGGUGGAAGCGGUGGUAGCGGCGGAAGCGGCGGUAGCGGCAGGGGCAGUGCACACGGUGGGGAGAAGAAAGGGGCGGCUUCCACCGAUUACACGGCGGACAAGACAAGGAGAAACUUCGUCUCCAAUUUUAACUUCAAACAGAAGGAAGGAAUAAACAGCAUUUUCUACAAAAAGAAUAGGGGGGUAUCAACUGUGAGUUAUGACGUCAUCCAUCGAUUCGGCGACAAAUUCAAGGGCGAGUAUGUUGAGGAGCUGCCCCUGGAGGAUGCCUACGCGGACGAAGGUGGCUCGGGUGGAGGUGCCUACACCGACUUGGAUGGCGAAGCUGGACCACACGAGUAUGACGAUCAGUACAGAGACGCGUACACAGAUGAGCAUUCCGAUCCGGAUGGAGACCCCUACGACGACGAGUAUAUCGAUGCGCCCACCGAUACGUAUAGCAAUCUCGAGGGCGAUGUCGAUGGAGACGUCCUUUUCGACUUGGACGACUAUCUCAUGAAUGAAAACGCACCCUCCAAAUAUAAGCCCUUGGACAAAAGCGUCGAUCUGCAGGACAGUAUCAUGCAUGCUGGAGAGUCCCAAACCAUUACAGUGAUUAACAAGUCUAAAAAUGUUAAGCUGGUGCUGCCAAAACUGAAAGCAAAGAAAAAGACGUACGGAGAGGAUCGGGAGUUCCCCUACCCUAAAGUGAUCUCACUCGUUUAUGAAGAGAAAGCGAACAAACAUGAGAAGGUGAACAAAUCGCUCAAACUGUUUAGGGAGUUCUUCCCUCCUGUGCUUAGGGAGGCUGAAGGUGGGGUGGACGCGAAGAAGAACGUGGAGAUGGAAGAAGGAGUGGACGAUGAAGGGCAGGAUGAGGACGACGUGGGGGAAUUGAUAAAAUGGGAGGAUCGGAAGGAUGGAAAGGCUGAUAGAGAAGGAAGGGAUGUAACAGACGGGAAGGACAAAAUAGACCGGAAAGAUGGGACGGACGGGAAGGACAGGAAAGACCUGCGCGAUUUCAUACACCAAGCAUUCAGCAAAGUGCAGAAAAAUAAAACGAAUAAUACAAUCGAUAGAGAGAUAAGCGAUUCUGAGGACGACCCCAGUGGGGAGAAGCAUGACAGCGAAAGAGACUCAUUAUCUGCAAAAGACGAAAACGUACUGAUGAGGAAACGGAGGCGCCAUGAGAAGGAUUCACCCUGUGGUGAACAACCCUCACAGAAAAAAGGAAGAUCACGGAGAGAGGUGAAGCGAGAGGGGCAAACGAAACGGGAAAAUAGUACCAAAGAUGAAAAACAAGGAAACGAUUCAAGUGCUGCAGAGGGUGAUAAGCACAGGGGAGAACCCACUAAGGAGAAAAAGGAAAAUAUGGAAGAAAUCAGGGACGAACAAGCUGCAGAACGGCGAGGUGGAGAUGAGGGUGAUCAAGUUGAGGGACGAAAUAAACAGGUGGAGGAUUCAAAGAAUGGGUGGAGCCCAGCUAAGGAGGAAACUGACCGGAUGAAUGGCGAAAUAGGUGAGGGAAAAAAAUCAGAUAAAGUGGAUGAAGAAAAAGGGGAAGAGGACGAGAAGAGUGAGGUGAAAAACACAGAAAAUGGUGAAGCACAGGAGAAGAAAAAAUCCAGCGGAAGGAGGAAAAAAAGGAUGAGAAAAAGAAUGAGAGAGAAUCCCCAAAGGAGAUGA
This is a messenger RNA of Plasmodium cynomolgi strain B, 4359 nucleotides long. RefSeq names its product sequestrin. NCBI's taxonomy places the organism in Eukaryota, Apicomplexa, Aconoidasida, Haemosporida, Plasmodiidae. Bases 1 to 4359 code for a protein of 1452 amino acids. The transcript is spliced from 2 exons. The record is from RefSeq and is a predicted model, not a curated record.